ACUUUAGCGGCGACUUUCUCUCAAACCUUUCUGCCUCGCUUGGCUGAACUUUUGUCCUGACUCUAAGCCUACCUACAGGUUUUCCCAACAUUUGCAUGUGCAUUUACUGCAGUUUACAAUGUUUGCUGGAUAAACGUUGAAGGAUGGAUUUGUGCGCGUGUCCGGGACGUAUCGUGCGCGAGGACCUGCUGUAUCAGGAAGAGCUUUAAGACCCAAGGAGUCUCUCAAGCGAUUCACGAGCACAGUUUAUUCGUCCUCAUUUAAUUUAUUUUAAUGACUGAAUUACUCUAACACUAACACAAUGUCGGAUUCUAUGUCAAGUUUCUUGCACAUAGGGGACAUUCUGUCCCUCUAUGCAGAAGGUACCGUCAAUGGUUUUAUAAGUACCUUAGGGUUGGUAGAUGACCGCUGUGUUGUGGAGCCAGCAGGUGGAGACCUGGAUAACCCUCCAAAGAAGUUUAGAGACUGCUUGUUUAAGGUUUACCCAAUGAACCGCUAUUCUGCUCAGAAGCAAUACUGGACAGCAAAGCAGGCCAAACAUGAGAAAGACAAAAUCGGUGACCUUGUACUUCUUCAAAAACUACAACAUGCAUCUAAUCUGGAACAUAAGCAGAAUGAAGCAGAGAAUAAAAAGGUCCAUGGUGAUGUAGUUAAAUAUGGCAGUGUUAUUCAGCUACUACACAUGAAGAGCAAUAAGUUUUUAACAGUUAACAAGCGCCUGCCAGCUCUGCUGGAGAAAAAUGCCAUGCGAGUCACUCUGGAUUCUACAGGUAGUGAAGGAUCUUGGCUCUUCAUCCAACCUUUCUGGAAACUCAGGGCCAAUGGAGAUAAUGUGGUGGUUGGCGACAAAGUAAUUCUAAACUCAGUUAACGCUGGACAGCCUCUUCAUGCCAGCAACUAUGAGCUAUCUGACCACGCUGGAUGCAAAGAGAUCAACGCUGUAAAUGGAAACACUAGCUGGAAGAUCAACCUGUUCAUGAUGUUCAAUGACCACCGAGAUGAAGUUCUUAAAGGAGGUGAUGUUGUCCGUCUUUUCCAUGCCGAGCAAGAGAAGUUUUUGACCUGUGAUAGCUACAAGGGCAAGCUGCACGUCUUCCUUCGAACAACGCUGCGCCAGUCUGCUACAUCAGCCACAAGUUCUAAUGCAUUAUGGGAAGUAGAGGUGGUACAUCAUGACCCAUGUCGAGGAGGAGCAGGGCACUGGAACAGUCUAUACCGUUUUAAACAUCUGGCCACAGGCCAGUAUCUUGCAGCUGAGGAAAACCCAAGCUACAAGGGGGACGUGCCUGAAGUACAACCAGCGGACAACAGUCGCAACAGCAAGAGGAGCCAGGGGGAACGGAUAAAAUAUCAACUAGUUGCAGUGCCUCAUGGAAAUGACAUUGCAUCUUUAUUUGAACUGGACCCAACCACAUUGCAGAAGACUGACUCAUUUGUGCCCAGAAACUCUUAUGUACGUUUCCGACAUCUGUGUACGAACACAUGGAUCCAAAGCACUAAUGUGCCUAUAGACAUUGAUGAAGAGCGGCCCAUUCGUCUGAUGCUGGGAACAUGUGCCACUAAAGAGGACAAAGAGGCAUUUGCCAUUGUCUCUGUGCCCACCAUGGAGAUUCGAGAUCUGGACUUUGCCAAUGAUGCCAGUGCCAUGUUGUGCACAGUUGUGGAGAAAUUUACUGCUGGAUAUCUCAGUCCAAACGAUAGGAGGUAUGCCAUUAAGUUGCUGGAAGAUCUUGUGUUUUUUGUGGUGGACCAGACGAACACCGGGCAGCCUGUGCUGGAUGUGGUGAUGAUCAAAGCCAACCGUGAGAGGCAGAAGCUAAUGCGGGAGCAGCAUAUUAUCAAACAGAUUUUUGGGAUCAUUAAGACUCCGUUUAAAGAAAGAGGAGAAGAACCACCUCUGUUGAAGCUGGAGGAACUGGCAGAUCAGAAGAAUACGCCAUAUCAGUACAUGCUGCGGCUGUGCUACAGAAUCCUCCGCCACUCCCAGGAGGAUUACCGCAAAAACCAGGAGGACAUAGCCAAGCAGUUUGGGUUAAUGCAGUCUCAGAUCGGCUAUGACAUUCUGGCUGAGGACACGAUCACAGCCCUGUUGCAUAACAACCGCAAGCUUUUAGAGAAACACAUCACUAAAACUGAGGUUGAGACCUUCGUUAACUUGGUGCGCAGGAACAGAGAGCCCAGGUUUCUGGAUUACUUGUCAGACCUGUGUGUAUCAAAUUAUGUUGCCAUCCCAGUGACACAAGAGCUGAUCUGCAAAUGUGUGCUAGAUCCCAAAAACCAGGAUAUUCUGAUUAAAACAGAGCGACGUCCUGCAAAGGUGAACCAUCACACGCCUGGCUAUAUAGAAGACUAUGUCGAAGAGAUUGAGGUAUGGUUGGUUUGGACUGAUAAAUCUAAUGAGACUCAUCAGAAAAGCAUUCGGCAACUUGCACAUGAGGCGCGACAAGGAAAUACCCAUGAUCAGAGUGUGCUGACAUACUACAGAUAUCAGCUGAAGCUAUAUGCUCAGAUGUGUUCAGACCGUCAGUAUCUGGCAAUCGAUGAGAUCUCAAAGUAUCUAGAUGUGGAGCUGAUUCUGCUCUGCAUGAUGGAUGAGUCUCUUCCUUAUGACCUGCGGGCAUCUUUCUGUAGACUUAUGCUGCACGGCCAUGUAGACCGCGACCCUCAGGAGCUUGUGACGCCUGUUAAAUUUGCACGCCUCUGGAGUGAGAUCCCCACCUCCAUAAGCAUCAAGGAUUAUGAUUCCCAUAUGGACUACUCAAGAGAUAACAAGAAGAACAAGUUUGCCAACACCAUGGCUUUUAUGGAGGAGUAUCUCAACAAUGUCCUUAUUGAUGUCUUGCCUUUUGCUGAUGGAGAGAAAAAUAAAUUAACCUAUGAGGUGGUGAGUCUUGCCCGACAUCUUAUCUACUUUGGCUUCUACAGCUUCUUUGAGCUUUUACGACUGACGCGCACACUUCUGGGUAUCAUCGACUGCAUUCCCAACAAUGCUGUGGUGCCUCCUACUUUCACUGAAGAUGGCAACACUAAGAAUAUUCGGCGCUCUAUCCAUGGAAUGGGCCAAAUGGUGUCCACCAUGGUGCUUAGCAAAAAGCAGUCCAUGAUGCUUACCGGUGGCAGUAUGAUGGGUAUGGAUGGCCAGACGCGCACUAAGGACAGCAUUGACAACCAGGACAUCACAGUCAUGGACACCAAACUAAAGAUACUGGAAAUCUUACAGUUUAUCCUGAAUGUGCGCCUGGACUACAGACUGUCGUUCCUGCUCUCUGUCUUUAAAAAGGAGUUUGUGGAGGUAUAUCCCAUGGCAGAUGCAGAUGCAACAUCAGCAGUCGAGAAUGCAGCAACAAUGAACCUGCAGCUCAUAGGGGAACAGGCCGAGGCCAUGUUUGGAGUUGGCAAAGCAAACAGCAUACUAGAAGUGGAUGAUGAGGGGGGACGGAUGUUUCUGCGUGUCCUCACCCAUCUCAUGAUGCAUGAUUACCCUCCACUGGUUUCUGGGGCACUGCAACUGCUCUUCAAACAUUUCAGCCAGAGACAGGAAGUCCUUCAGACAUUUAAACAGGUCCAGCUUCUAAUCUCUGAGCAGGAUGUGGACAACUACAAGGCCAUUAAACUCGAUUUGGAACGUCUACGCACCAUAGUGGAGAAGUCUGAGCUUUGGGUUGUCAAAAAAAGCGGCUCAGACAAGAAGAAAGAUAAGAAGAAAGAUAAAAAGGAUGAUAAAAAAGAUAAGGAAGAGAAAAAAGACGGUGAAGAGAAAAAGGCCAAGGAUGAUAAAAAAGACAAAGAAGAGAAAAAAGACAAGGAGGGAAAGGUGGACAAGGAAGAAAAAAAAGACAAGGAUGGAAAAAAGGACAAAGAGGAAAAAAAAGAUAAAAAAGAUGAUAAGGCCUCCACCGAAAAUGCUGAGCCUGGUCCAUCCAAAGAAAAACUUGAAAAGAGCAAUGAAAGCUAUCAAAAUGUCAAGGAGAUCCUGGAGCGCUUAAAUAAAAUGUGUAACUCUGGGGUGUUCAAGAAGCAGCAAAGACUUCUGAAAAACAUGGGGGCCCAUAAGGUCAUGUUGGACCUGCUGCAGGUCCCUUAUGAUCGGACUGACAAAAAAAUGCAGGAGAUCAUUAAGUUCACUCACGUUUUCCUGCAAAGGUUCUGCAUUGGAAACCAAGAAAAUCAAACUCUCCUUCAUGAACACCUUAGCCUCUUUCUUACCCCUGGAGUUCUGGAAGCAGAAACAGUGCAACAUAUCUUCUGUAAUAACUACCAGCUUUGCUCAGAAGUCAGUGAGACCGUCCUACAUCACUUCAUGAAAUGCUUGGCCACUCAUGGGCGCCAUGUGCAAUACCUCAACUUCCUGCACACCAUUAUCAAGGCUGAGGGGAAGUACGUGAAGAAAUGCCAAGAUAUGAUUAUGACAGAGCUAUCAAAUUCAGGUGAUGAUGUAGUAGUCUUCUACAAUGAUACUAAGUCUUUUGACAAAAUGCUGGAGUUCAUGAUUGAGGCCAGAGAGGGGGUGCAGGAGGAAAGCCCACUGCGUUACCAUAUUUCAUUGGUGGAGCUGCUGGCUGCGUGUGCUGAGGGCAAAAACGUCUACACUGAGAUCAAAUGCACCUCACUGCUGCCCCUGGAGGACAUUAUUAGGGUCGUAACACACGAGGACUGCAUCACUGAGGUGAAAAUCGCGUAUGUAAAUUUUGUGAACCACUGCUAUGUGGAUACAGAAGUGGAAAUGAAGGAGAUCUAUACCAGCAACCACAUAUGGAACUUGUUUGACAAUUUUCUGAUAGACAUGGCUAGGAUGUGUAUUAACCGUGAGAAGCGGCUACAAGACCCAGUGCUGGAGAAGUAUGUUAUUAUGGUUGUGCUGGAUACUAUAAACGCCUUCUUCAGCUCACCUUUCUCUGAAAACAGCGCCUCUCUGCAGGCUCAUUAUGAUAUGGUGACAAAGUUGCUGCAGUCUACCAUGCGCCUAAUGGACUGUUCCUGGCUUCAGGCCCAGCAAAAGGGACUAGUAGAAAGCUGCAUUAGAACUCUGGCUGUGACUGCAAAGAUCAGAUCCAUCUGCCUGCCGGUGGAUUUAGAGGCCCUUGUUAAUGUGAUGCUGAACAACAGUUCAAUGAAUGCUCUGGCUCGUGCCACCCUCAACUAUAAGAGUAACAUGCGAUCCACACGACCCACCGGCCCCAACAACCCAUGGGACUAUAAGAACAUCAUCGAGAAGCUGCAGGAUGUCAUUAACACACUGGAGGAUCGGUUAAUGCCACUGGUUAAUGCAGAACUGUCUGUACUAGUGGACGUCCUCCACCAGCCUGAGCUGCUCUUUUUAGAGGGUUCCGAUGCUCGCAACCGCUGUGAAUCUGGAGGCUUUAUUUCCAAACUAAUUCAGCACACCAAAGUCCUGAUGAGCAAUGAUGAGAACCUCUGCAUCAAGGUCCUCAAGACUCUACAGGAGAUGCUAAUCCGCAACAUAGAUUUUGAUGAGAAGGGCAUUGCCUUGAGAAAGGUGCUGUUGCAAAAUUACCUGUUUAACAAAAAGAGCAUGAAAACUGAUCUUGCUGAACUUGGAGCUGGAGGUGGAGAAGCUGAGAAAGACUGGGCUGCUGUGGCUGCAAUACAGUGUCGUCUGGAUAGAGAAGGUGGAACAAAACUAUUUACAGACAUCAUUACAAGCACCAAAAAUGAAAGAAUCUUUCAAGAGAGCAUCGAGCUAGCCAUCUGUCUUUUAGAGGGAGGCAACACAGAAAUACAGAAUUCCUUCUACAAACUGAUGAUGGGGGAUAACAAGUCUGAGAAGUUUUUUAAGGUCCUUAAUGAUCAUAUGAGAACUGCGCAGUUGGAUGUCAAAGCCUCUACAUCAGUCAAUGUGGGUGAAAUGAGCAACAAAGCCAAAGAUGAAAAAGAUAUGGAAGCAGGGACUGGCGCAAUGUAUUCAUCCGGAGAAAUGGACCAGUAUGGCAGGAGUACCAUUGACCUGGCUCCUGCUAACCACGUUGAGCAGCAGGAGGUGGACACUGAGAUGGGCCCCUCAGUCAUAAUCAUGAAGCCUAUUCUACGCUUUCUUCAGCUUCUUUGUGAAAACCACAACCAUGAUCUACAGAGUUUCCUUCGCAAUCAGAACAACAAGACAAAUUAUAACCUGGUCUGUGAGACACUCCAGUUCUUGGACAUCAUGUGUGGGAGCACUACAGGGGGCUUGGGUCUGUUAGGUCUCUACAUCAAUGAAAACAAUGUGGAGUUGAUCACUCAGACGCUGGAGACGCUUACAGAGUAUUGUCAGGGACCAUGCCAUGAGAACCAGACUUGCAUUGUAACCCACGAGUGCAAUGGCAUUGACAUCAUCACUGCCUUGAUUUUGAAUGACAUCAGCCCUCUGUGUCGCUACCGGAUGGAGUUGGUGCUCCAGCUUAAGGACAAUGCCUCUAAGCUUUUACUGGCUCUAAUGGAGAGUCGCCAUGACAGUGAGAAUGCAGAGAGGAUUCUGAUUAACCUUCGACCUCGUGAACUGGUUGAAGUGAUAAAGAAGGCUUAUCUGCAGGAGACUGAAUGUGAAGAUUCUGAGGUGUCACCUAGAGAAGUUGGCCACAACAUUUACAUCCUGGCACUACAGUUGGGACGACACAAUAAGACACUUCUUACCCUGUUGAAACCACCAAAAAAGUCAAAAGACGAGCUUGAAGAGGGCAUCUCUUCUAUGCUCAGUCUAAACAACACCGGGUUCUCCAAUAUGCUAAAAUCAUCAGCUCCAGCAGCAGUUAAAGAGGAGGAUCCAUUGGAGUACUACGCCAGACGCACUGCUCAGAUUGAGAUUGUUCGUGAGGAUCGCAGCAUGGAGCAAAUUGUUUACCCUAUCCACCCCAUCUGUAAAUACCUGACAGAAGAGUCCAAGUUUCGCGUUUUCAACACCACAGAGCUUGAUGAGCAGGGCAGCAAGGUCACAAACUUUUUUGAGCAGACCUCCUUCCUGCAUAAUGAGAUGGAAUGGCAGAAGAAGCUACGCAGUAUGCCAGUGCUGUACUGGUUCUCUGGUCGAAUGUCAGUAUGGGGCUCCAUCUCAUUCAACCUGGCUGUCUUCAUCAACCUCAUCAUUGCCUUCUUCUACCCAUUCAACACUGGCCAAAGUUCUAUUGAUUCAUCUCUGUUGUACAUGCUUUUCUGGGCCUUUUCUGGCCUGUCAGUUUUGGGUCUGUUGUCUCAACGCUAUGGCAUCCAGCUUGUGACUGUAGCUGUCAUCCUGCGCUUUAUCUACCACUUUAGCAUUGGCCCCACUCUCUUCAUGCUCGGAACUAUCAAUCUCCUCAAUAAGAUUGUGUAUGUUGUGAGCUUUGUGGGUAAUAAUGGCACAUUCAUCAAUGGUUACAAAGCCAUGGUGAUGGAUGUAGAAUUUCUGUACCAUCUUGGCUAUGUCUUCACCUGCACACUAGGGCUUUUUGUCCAUGAGCUCUUCUACAGCCUAAUGUUGUUUGAUCUGAUCUACCGUGAGGAAACACUUUUUAAUGUCAUCAAAAGUGUGACACGCAAUGGACGCUCCAUACUCCUGACUGCAGUUUUGGCCAUCAUCCUGGUCUACCUUUUCUCCAUUGUGGGCUUCCUUUGCCUUAGAGAUGACUUCAUCAUGGAAGUGGAUCAUUUACCCUCUAUUGGUACAGAUUCUGAGGAGAGCUGCAGUGCAGAUGGAGUGGACUGCACUGAAGAGACGGGACUUGUAGCAGUACCAGAGGAAGAAGAUAACACAGAGCGAGCAUGUGACACAUUAUUAAUGUGUAUAGUCACUGUGCUGAAUCACGGCCUACGAAAUGGGGGAGGUGUAGGAGAUGUCCUACGGAAGCCCUCAAAAAAUGAGACGCUGUUUCCUGCACGUGUGGUAUACGAUCUUCUCUUCUACUUUAUUGUCAUCAUCAUUGUACUGAACUUGAUCUUCGGUGUGAUUAUUGAUACCUUCGCUGACCUGCGUAGUGAAAAGCAGAAAAAGGAGGAGAUUCUGAAGACCACCUGUUUCAUCUGUGGUCUUGAGAGGGACAAGUUCGACAAUAAAACAGUUUCUUUUGAGGAGCACAUUAAAUUAGAGCACAACAUCUGGAACUACCUUUACUUCAUUGUACUUCUGCGAGAGAAGAACAAAACUGACUAUACUGGCCCAGAGAGCUAUGUGGCCCUUUUGAUAAAGACCAAGAAUCUUGAUUGGUUCCCACGCAUGCAGGCUAUGUCUCUGGUUGUGACUGAAGGGGAAGGGGAACAAAACGAGAUGCGGGUCCUACAGGACAAACUCUCGAAUACCAUGAAAGUGGUUACACAUCUUUCUGGCCAGUUAACAGAGCUAAAAGAACAGAUGACGGAGCAGAGGAAAAGGAGGCAGCGGAUGGGCUUUGUGGACGUCCAAGCUGGCUCUAAUCCCUCAAUGCCCCCUAGUGCUGCUGGAGGAAACUACAAGGCAUAAGGUUGUGCAUUGUUACCACUACCAGCUCAUCGAAGUUGAGCUCUGAGCUGGGGAUUUUACUGACUUGAUAAUGCUUUUGAAUGUAUGCCUUAAUGCAGACAAGUUUCAUUAAAUACUAGCCCUAAAUGUGACAGAAUCUUAAAGUUGACUGUUUUUAUGCUUUUCUGGUAAAGGAAUAUAUCAAUCUUUAUGUUUGUGACAUAUUUUAAAGGGAAAAUGUAUUAUUUGUAAUAUAUUUUGGUGUAAUUUUAUUAAGUAACUUAUACAAAUCUGCUAAUUCUUCUAGUUGUAAAAAGUACCUAAUGCUGUAACAGCUGUGAAAUUUCCCUUCUGUAAUGCAUCUAUUUAACAACAUGAACAGAAGUCAUAAGAGAAAGGAGUGGUAAAGAUUACAUCAUGUAUAUAGCUAUUUACCAGUGUAUUUGAGAUUAGGGUGUGUUUCCUUUUUUCUACUUUCAUUUCUAAAGAAAUAUUGAAGCUAUUGUUAAAAGCUUUAACAAAACCAACAAAAUUAUUUACAUGAAUUUUAUUUUUACAUGGCUUGUGGUAAAAGUAGUUUGUAAACAAGAUGAAUUUAAUAAAACCAUGUGCCAACUGUG
This is a messenger RNA of Clarias gariepinus (North African catfish), 9027 nucleotides long. RefSeq names its product inositol 1,4,5-trisphosphate receptor, type 3 (gene itpr3). Gene Ontology annotation, molecular function: inositol 1,4,5-trisphosphate-gated calcium channel activity; inositol 1,4,5 trisphosphate binding. Bases 302 to 8428 code for a protein of 2708 amino acids. NCBI's taxonomy places the organism in Eukaryota, Metazoa, Chordata, Actinopteri, Siluriformes, Clariidae. The record is from RefSeq and is a predicted model, not a curated record. The transcript has 58 exons. Gene Ontology annotation, biological process: calcium ion transmembrane transport. Gene Ontology annotation, cellular component: endoplasmic reticulum; membrane.